Molecule: messenger RNA, 2248 nt
Organism: Nymphaea colorata (pocket water lily)
Lineage: Eukaryota; Viridiplantae; Streptophyta; Magnoliopsida; Nymphaeales; Nymphaeaceae
Product: pentatricopeptide repeat-containing protein At5g04780, mitochondrial
Exons: 1
Coding region: 1-1932 (643 amino acids)
Biological process (GO): RNA modification
Molecular function (GO): zinc ion binding; protein binding; RNA binding
Source: RefSeq, a predicted model, not a curated record
AUGAAAUCAUUGUCAGUUUUACCAUUUUGGAGAGAGCACAGCUUAUUUUUACUAAGAAAGAUGAUGAACCCUUUGUCUUUCAGACCAAGGCAGCUCUAUAUCCAUGUCUUUGUGCAGUGGAGAUGUGUUUGUACCUCCAUCUCGGGAAAUUUGGAAGGGGUGGCCACAGGAAACAGCAUUAAAUUCGUGGAUGAUGAUUUGGUCAGGUUCAAUCUUCAGCAAUUGAUGCAGGACUGUAUAAGAAGGAGAUCUAUAUCAGAAGGGAAGAUCUGCCAUGCAAAGGUUAUCCAAGCUGGUCUGCAAAUGGAUAUAUUGAUGUCAAAUAUUCUAAUAAACAUGUAUUCCAGAUGCGAUUUCAUUGAUUUUGCAAAAGAGCUCUUUUCAAAGAUGCCUGAGAGAAGUGUAGUUUCAUGGAAUACAAUGAUCGGUGCUUAUACCCAGAAUCAAGAGAAAGAAGAGGCCCUUAAGCUUUUCAGAUUGAUGCUGAGGGAAGGAGUACAGCCUAAUGAGUUUACUCUUCCAAGUAUAUUUUGUGCAUGUGCAACAAAAAUGGCUCUUGUUGAAAGCAGACAGUUGCAUGCUUAUGUGAUUAAAAGUGCACUCCAUUCUAAUGUUUAUGUUGGGACGGCACUAUUGGAUGUAUAUGCAAAAUGCAAUUUAAUUAAAGAUUCUUCUUUUAUAUUUGAAGAUAUGCCUGAAAGGAGUGAUGUUACCUGGAGUUCAAUGAUAGCUGGAUAUGUGCAGAAUGACCUACAUGAAGAAGCUUUAGAACUGUUGCAUAGAGCUCAAAAACUGGGACUGGAACUAACCAAAUUUACACUUUCAUCUGCACUGAGUGCAUGUGCAAGCCUAGCUGCUCUAAUAGAAGGUAACCAGAUUCACUCAACGAUUAUUAAAUCUGGUUUGAACUUGGACCUCUUUGUAGUGGCUUCUCUGGUCGAUAUGUAUGCUAAGUCUGGGAACAUUGAAGAAGCUUAUUCUGCAUUUGCAAUUGCCAAUGAGAGGAACAUUGUCUUAUGGAAUGCAAUGAUCUCUGGCUUCUCACGACAUGCUCGUUGUAGUGAGACCAUGAUUGUUUUUGAAAAGGCCCAACAAUCAGGUGCAAAGCCGAAUGAGAUAACAUACAUCUCUGUUCUCUCUGCUUGUGGACGAGGUGGGUUCGUCAAUGAGGCUCGGCGUUAUUUUGAUCUAAUGAUCAGAGACUGCAAUGUGAAAACAAAUGUCAAUCACUAUGCAUGUAUGGUUGAUGUACUUGGCCGAGCUGGUAUGCUUUUUGAAGCUGAUGAGUUGAUCAAGAAGAUGCCAUUUGAACCCACUGCUUCAAUGUGGGGAUCUUUAUUGGGUUCAUGCAGGAUUCAUGGAAACAUUGAACUUGCAGAAAUUGCUGCUCAGCGUCUAUUUGAACUGGAACCUAGAAAUGCUGGGAACCAUGUUUUAUUAUCAAAUAUUUAUGCUGCCAAUGGAAAAUGGUUUGAUGUUUCAGAAUCAAGAAAGAGGUUGAAGGAUAGUGGAGUCCAAAAGGAGAAGGGGAGGAGUUGGGUUGAAGUCAAGGACACUGUGCACACAUUUGUUGUUGGCGAUAUGAACCAUUCAAGAAUUGAUGAGAUCUACAAAAAGCUGGAGGAUUUGACUGAAGAAAUAAAGGUAAUUGGUUAUAGAGUAGAGACUGAUCACGACCUGCAUGAUAUAGGGGAGGAAUUCAAGGAAAAGUUACUGAAGCACCAUAGUGAGAAGCUGGCACUUUCCUUUGCCCUCAUAAGCAUUCCUGUUGGCAUCCCAAUUCGGAUAAUGAAGAACCUUCGUGUGUGUGGUGACUGCCAUUCUUUUAUGAAAUUGGCAUCGAAAGUCACAGGGCGUCUCAUCAUUAUGAGGGAUACAAAUCGCUUUCAUCAUUUCAAGGAGGGUUGCUGUUCCUGUAGGGAUUACUGGUGAUGGUUAUGCAGGUUUAUGCCUUGGCCAUUCCUGUUGGCAUCCCAAACCGGAUAAAGAAGAAUCUUUGUGUAUGCGUGGUUAUUGCCGUUCUUCUAUGAAACUAUCUGGCCAUCUCAUGAUCAUGAGGAAUACAAAUUGCUUUCACCGUUUCAAGGUUGCUGUUCCUGCAGGUGCCACUGGUGAUGAUGAUGGAGGUUUAUGCCUUGGUCCUGUAAAACCAGUUCAAGGGAUGGGUAGCAUUUCUUUUCCUACACUAUCACAAGUUGUUGAGUGAGAACUAUCCCGCUGCAUUGCUUAAACAGUGUCCUAUUGAUAA